This is a messenger RNA of Nilaparvata lugens (brown planthopper), 4036 nucleotides long. RefSeq lists its product as uncharacterized. Gene Ontology annotation, molecular function: heme binding; iron ion binding; monooxygenase activity. The record is from RefSeq and is a predicted model, not a curated record. The coding region runs from base 169 to 3975 and encodes 1268 amino acids. Lineage: Eukaryota; Metazoa; Arthropoda; Insecta; Hemiptera; Delphacidae. The transcript has 11 exons.
AUCUUCUCCCAACAAAAAUCAAAGGUUCCCAUUCUGUAUUUGAGAGGCUGUUCGGAAUGGUUUGAUUAUGUAUUUUUGUACAGACCGCAAAAUUACCAGGUUUUAUUAAUUUUUUUAAGAGAGGAAAAGCGAUCAGUUCGGAGUAGAAAAAAUUAUUAGUUUCUAAAAAUGGGUUCCAAAAACAUAACAAUGCUUCUCAAUAUGAUUGGCUCCGGUUAUAAAUUUGGACGGUGCAUACCUCCAACUCAUUCUAGAAAAUUGAAAAGAUGUGUGAACGCAAACUACUAUCACAUUUCAGCCCAAAAGUUAAAAGAAAUACAAAAGCAAAUGAGCGAAGGGGACAAAAAGGAAUCGCAGAAAAGGCUGUUCCCUAGUUCUUUGAAUGACACCUCAUUAGAGGGCGAGAAGAGUGUUUCCAAAGGAGUUGAGAGGCCUGAUGAUCUGAAAAUCAGCGAAGUUGGAGAUUUUAUUGCAGACUCCUCCAAUCAGAAAGAUGUUGGGAAAAAUGAGAUGCCUUUAAAACUUGAAAAAGCAUCGGAAAGCUCUGCUCAAGUUGAUCUAAACACUGGAAAACUGAAAGCUGAUCAAAAAUAUGAGGAGAAACAAACAAAUAAGGUAAACGAGUUGGAAAAAGAAGCUAGUGUUAAUAUGAUGGAUUCAAUUAAGAAAGAGAUAAAGGGAAGCUAUUCAAGCUUAAGACAAAAAAAGUUGGAUAAAAACCCAUCGGAUUACAUAUUGUUUGGGUCUAGGAACCUGCAUGGGGACAAAGAGAAAUUGAACUCAACUAAGGAGAUAAACUCCAAGCCGUUCAAUAAAUUUGAUUCAACAUUCAACAUUAAAGUGGAAUCAAAUAAAUCUAGUGAAAAUUAUGUGGAGCCGAAGGAAAAUAACACGAAAGAAUUAAAACUUGAUGAAAAAGGUUCAAUUAAUGACGAGAAAAUAAAUGUAAGAACAGUGAAUGAGACAAAAGAUAUCAAUUCACAAGAGGGAAAACUAGCUUAUAAGAAGCAAAUUGACAUUGCUGAACGAAGCAUUUCAGAAAAGAAAGUAAUUGCAAUGAAAGGAAUGGCGAUGCUAGGAAAAGAAUCGACCUCUGGUGAAAAUUUAAAUACUUUGGAGAAGAAACAUUUGAGAACAUCUCCAAGUAUUCAGGAGAAUCCAAAAACAGCAGAUGAUGUGGAGGCGAAAAACGUCGCAUCUGCAAGUAAUUCAACGAAUUCUAUUGAUAAAAUUAAUAUGGAUAUGAUAAAAAAAUCCAAAAAUACAGGAAGUGAUAGCAGUGUCAAAGAAGACAAGCCUAGAACACUUGAAGUGGAUCGCCCUACUACUAAAAAAUAUAUGUUGAAUACAUUACUGGAUCCAAUUGCCAAGUCAUCGCAGAAAAAGGUCCAAAUGAAAGAGAGUUCUCCUCAAGGUGGAAGAGGUGAAUCAAAAGAGGCAGCCAGUAGCAAAAACCCAAUAACUAAUGAAAAAAUGACCGAUGGGAAACAAAUAGUUGAUAGAUCGAAUAAACCAAAAAUGAGUGGCGAUAGCAAAGCAGCAUCAAACGAUUUAUUAGUAAAAGUAAAUGCAGUGAGAACUUCAAAUGAAAACACAGCUCAGAGUCCAGAUAUUGCACCCAAUCAACAAGUUGAUCAGAAAAGUCAAGAUAAGUCAAACAUUGAAAAUAAAUUGAAUAUUUCUAAAGCAGAAAAACAUAAAAUGGCAGAAUCAAGUGAUUUAUUGAAAGAGAAUAUUGUUGACAUUCCAAUCAGUAUCUCAAUUGAUACAUCAACCAAAGAAGGUCUCAAUCGACAAGUUGACAAGACAAUUGGACAUAAGUCAAAAAUUGAUAAUAAAUUGAAGGCUUUCAGAUUGGAAAAGCAUGAAUCACCAAUUGAUUUAUUGAAUGAAAGUAUAAAAGAUUCAAACAAAACAAUUUUUCAAGCAUCUAAUAAAAAAGAUGAUCAUAAAAUAACUGCGAAAUCAAACGUUUCAAAUAAAUUGGACAAUUCGAAGAUGAGGCAGGUAAAAUCAGCUUCAAAAGCAAAGUUGGUAAAAGGCAAAGCUAAACCGAAGCCUAAACCUACACUUAAAGUUAAAUAUCGAUUGAAGGAAACUCUGAAAGACAAAAUGGAAAAGCUAAAUAAACAAGAAAAGAUGAAGAUACUGACAAGUGACAGUAAGAGUAGAACAGCUAAUGAAAAAGUUGAUCUCCAAUCAAAACCUGAGAAAAAAGAAAUUCAACUCCAUACAGAAUCAAAUAGGCUCACAGCUUUGACAAAACAAGAUGAAUUUCCUAAAGUUGGUAGCCAAAUUGCGGCAGUACAGCAGAAUCCACAAAGAAUUGACAAACAAUUACAACAAAGUAAUAAUACAGCAAUCAAGAAAGAUUUGAACGAGCGGGGAAUUAUGCCUUUUGACAGCAGUUACAUCAUGAAACAAUUAGCGAAGUCGAGGCAAUCUGAAUCAAUCGAGGACAUUCCUGGGCCAAAAAUAAUGAGAGCUUGCUCCAAUAUUGUCAAUGCCCUUCCAGUAAUCGGUACGCUGUCCAUCUCAAGUCUCAUGCGGUCCUACAACCGAUUGUGCCUUAGUUACGGAGACAAAAAAAUUGUAAGCAACAGAAUGAAGCCUUUGGAGAGCCUAUUUAAUACCCAUGGAGAUAUUGUUUGCCUGAACAUACCGCUUUGUGGAAAUGUUAUACUAGUGGACAAACCUGAGCUUAUCCAUGAAGUAUAUCGCCAGAGGGACAUGAGCCAAAUUAUGAAUUCAACUUUCGAUAGUUUAAACGAAGUUUACAAUGUACUCGGCAAGAAGAGGAUGAGAAUGGAUGCAAUGAGUAGUGUGGACGACCAGAUGACAUGUGUUAUUGAGCAUUUCGACCUCAAAAAUCUAUUCUGGUCUGCGAGUAGAUAUCACAAUUCUCUGGAAAAAAUAAGUGAUCAAUUGGUUGAGAGAAUCACCUUCACUCGAGAUAUGCACAAUGAGGUCCCUAAAGACUUCAUUAAAGAACUGAACAAAUGGUCUCUCGAAUGCAUGAUGCAAGUAUUGUUUGCCACUGAGAUUGGCUCUCUGAAAAGUACCAGCUACUUGGGGCAUCAAGAAACCGAUAUCAUUUUGAAAUCCUUAACCGAUGCCACCGAUGCUUUGAGAAACUGUGAGUCAGGAAUACAGCUAUGGAGAGUGUAUGAAACAUCCAGCUUCACAAAACUGACACAAUCAAUAAAACAUCUUGAAAGAUUCCUUUGCAAGCAUAUACCUUUGUUAAGGCAUGAGGCAAAGCUUGAACAGAGGCUGGAAAUGCUGCAAUCCAAUCUAGAAUCCAAACAGAAUGCCUCUUCGCUAAUAAGUGGUCUGAUAUUAUCAGGUUACGUUGACGUUGAUAAACUGUUGAAGAUCUGUAUGGAGACAAUGCUGAUAGCUGUUAAUACGACUUCAACAUCACUGGGAUUCGUUCUCUACCAUAUGGCAAGAAAUCAGGAAAAACAGAAAAUACUUCACAAGGAACUAAUGUCGGUGCUGCCUGAUAAAUCAUCCAAGUUAAAUCCAGAGGUUUUGCAAGAGUUGCCCUAUUUGAACGCCGUUGUACAAGAAACUCUAAGGCUGAAACAUCCCAUUCCAUAUUCGGUCAUGAGACUUCAGAGGAGUAUAGUGCUGCAUAAAUAUUACAUUCCAGCUGGAACUUGGGUGAUGACAGCGAAUGAAGUGGCAUGCUUGAGGGAGGAGAACUUCGAGGAUGCUCAACUUUUCAAACCAGAGAGAUGGCUUGAGUCUUCACCUGAAUUGUAUCAGGACACAAUCUCACCUCUACUAGAGGCACAAUUCGAACCGUUCCUUGGACGAGAUUGGUUGCAGAAACAGCUACUUAUUGGCACAGCUAAGGUUAUAAGAAACUUCAAUGUAAAUUACCGGUAUGGUGAAAUCGGCAAAGAAGGAGAAUUCCUAUCAAAACCUACAAAGCCUUUCCAGUUUGAAUUUUUGGAGCAACAUCUUUAGAAUUCAAUCUUUUGUAUAGUGAUCAUUGUGAAUGUCAUGUCAAUUAAAUUUCUUCGUUUCA